AUGUGUCACUCCCGCAGCUCCCUGCCUACAAUGACUGUCCUGCGAGCCCCAACGCCUGUCCCCGCCACUAGCCCGGAGCCCCGGCGAGGAUCCGGUCCCGAGAUAUUCACCUUCGACCCUCUCCCGGAGCCCGCGGCGGCCCCCGCCUUGCGUCCCAGCUCUUGUCGCGGGCCCCGCAAGCGCAGCCGCAGGGUCCUCUACCCUCGAGUGGUCCGGCGCCAACUGCCAGUCGAGGAACCAAAUCCUGCCAAAAGGCUUCUCUUUCUGCUACUCACCAUCAUCUUCUGCCAGAUCCUGAUGGCCGAAGAAGGGGUGCCGGUGCCCCUAGCCUCGGAAGACGCCCCCAGUGACACUUCCCCUGCGCCCAUCCAUGUGCCCCCAGUUUUCGAGCCGCUUAAUCUGACCUCAGAGUCCUCAGACUACGCUCUGGACCUCAGUACUUUCCUCCAGCAACACCCGGCCGCCUUCUGA
Molecule: messenger RNA, 471 nt
Organism: Orycteropus afer afer
Lineage: Eukaryota; Metazoa; Chordata; Mammalia; Tubulidentata; Orycteropodidae
Gene: IER3
Product: immediate early response 3
Exons: 2
Coding region: 1-471 (156 amino acids)
Biological process (GO): DNA damage response; negative regulation of apoptotic process
Cellular component (GO): nucleus
Source: RefSeq, a predicted model, not a curated record